Messenger RNA from Oppiella nova, 1364 nucleotides. Lineage: Eukaryota; Metazoa; Arthropoda; Arachnida; Sarcoptiformes; Oppiidae. The record is from the annotation of a GenBank genome assembly.
GUUAGUAAUGUUUGUUUUAAACUAUUUAUUUUAAAAUGUUCAACCGAAACAUCACAUAUCAAUCUUAAAUUAAAUAUUUAGUAACCAAUUGUUUGUUAAAAUAUAAUUUAUUAGAAGAUGUGAUCUUUGUUUAACAGACGGCAGAGGAUGUCAUCCGUAAGAAUGUCUUUAACUCAGCCGUUAAGACAAAAACCACAAGAGGUUGUCUACAAAUAUGUAAAACCUUCGCAACCCAUAUAUCGUCCUCCGUCCGCAAGAAUAGCAUUCAAUCGCACAGAAUCUCCAGAAUCUCAUUCCUCUUCAACCACAUCGACGUCUCACGACAACGAGUCCAACCAAAUGACACAAGCAAUCAGUUUUACUAAUAAAUCAAUUGUUUGCGAGCCAUUAAAAGGUGUCCUCAAGAAAUCAAAAUCCUUUGGCACUAAAGAGACAAACAGUAGCUGUGAAUCAAUCGGCCAUUUGAUGUCAAUUGAGGGCAUUUCGUGGGAAAACAUGACUUUAAUCCGUCGCGCGAUUGAGAAGACCAACUCAAUGACAGCCAACCAAUUGAUGCAAAUCGUGAGGAUUAUCUGCAAUAAAGCUCUGGAGGGGUGCUCUUACUCGCAAUCAUUGGCUAUAAUUUGUUUGACAAUUGAUGAGAAACAGUGGCAAACUGGCAGUCAUUUGUUCAUUGAAUCCCUGAUUAAUUGUCUGCGCGAAUGGUUUAACGAAAGGGACAAACUUAGGCUCACAUCUGGAGGGGCGCGUCGGUGGACGGCUUACGUCACCUUCAUAUGCGACCUCUACGUGCAUCUCAAGACCGGAACAGAGCCACAAAAUACGAGACAAUCAUUUCACGACGAUUUUAAAGACGAAUACGAUUUUCAUACGAAUAGAUCCAAAGACAACACACAAACCAUGCCUUCUUUGGCGACGAAACAAGAAAAACAGUUCUCUCUUCUGCUGUACGACUCCUUUCACGCCAUCCUCUUAAACCCCAAUUCAACGCCCACUGAGAUUGAAUGUCUUCAGACCAGUUUGAGGUCUUGCGGAAAAUUUCUCGAAGAAGACAAUCCGUCGAGAAUGAAGACAUUGAUGAACACAAUUCGAGAUACGUUUCUCUCGUUCAGUCAGUCCUCUCAUCACAUCAAUUGUCAGAAGUUUUAUUUAGAGAUAAUUGAGUUGUGGUCGAGUCGGUGGCACUUCAAUCAAUCGCAACUCAUUUAUUACUUCCCGUACACUAAACCCGACCAUUGAUUUCGAUACGAACCACACUUUGGAUCUAAUUAUACGAACUCUUUUCGAUACGAAAUUAUUUUUUAUUCAUAUCCGAAACGAAAAUUUUUAUCAAUUAAGUCUAAACUUAUACAUGUAUUCUGUAG